CAAUCUUCAAUCAUUUUGUGACUCUUCGAGCACUCUCUUCUCUCUGUCUCUCUGUGACUCACAUUCAUCCAAUCCAACUCUCGAGCUUAGGUAUGUCGACUUCUGAGGAUAAACCAGAACUCAGUAGAGUUCAUCAGGAGGGGGACGUGGAAAUUGUCGAUAGAAGUCAGAAGGAUAAGGACGAGGAAGAAGAAGGGAAAGGUGGAUUCCUCGAUAAGGUGAAAGAUUUCAUUCAUGACAUUGGUGAGAAAAUCGAAGGAACCAUUGGGUUUGGGAAGCCAACUGCUGAUGUCUCUGCGAUUCAUAUCCCUAAGAUCAAUCUUGAGAGGGCAGAUAUUGUUGUGGAUGUGCUUGUGAAGAACCCGAAUCCAGUUCCUAUCCCUCUGAUCGAUAUUAACUACCUGGUCGAGAGCGAUGGGAGGAAACUGGUUUCGGGAUUGAUCCCGGAUGCUGGAACCCUGAAGGCUCAUGGAGAAGAAACUGUGAAGAUACCAUUGACUUUGAUCUAUGAUGACAUCAAGAGCACUUACAACGAUAUCAACCCCGGGAUGAUCAUACCUUACAGGAUCAAGGUUGAUCUUAUUGUGGACGUGCCAGUAUUGGGAAGACUGACAUUGCCGCUGGAGAAAUGUGGAGAGAUCCCAAUUCCAAAGAAACCAGACGUUGAUAUCGAAAAGAUUAAGUUCCAGAAGUUCUCUAUGGAAGAAACCGUUGCCAUACUCCAUGUGAGGCUUGAGAACAUGAAUGACUUUGACUUGGGGCUCAAUGACUUGGACUGUGAAGUUUGGCUGUGUGAUGUAAGCAUUGGGAAAGCAGAGAUAUCUGACUCGAUCAAGCUUGACAAAAACGGAAGCGGCUUGAUUAAUGUGCCAAUGACAUUCCGACCAAAGGACUUUGGUUCUGCUCUUUGGGAUAUGAUUCGUGGGAAAGGAACUGGGUACACUAUCAAAGGUAAUGUUGAUGUCGAUACACCAUUUGGAGCUAUGAAGCUUCCUAUAAUCAAGGAAGGUGGAUCGACCCGUCUGAAGAAGGAAGAUGAUGAUGACGACGAUGAGAAUCUUGCGGAAAAACCCUACUUUUUUUCACUGUUUAGAGCCAUGGCGGCUCUUGUGGCGUUAUGCAGAGCUCGAGCUACUGCUUCGUCUUCUUUAUUCAACAGCGUUAUUCGUCCAGCAUUUCGAAAAUUCUCUACAGGUUUUGCUGAUGCGCAGAACAAAUCAUUGGUGGCGCAAAUGAAAGAAGAGAUGCUCCACAUGGACAUCAACUCAAUGGUAGGAAGUUCCAUGCCACUAGUUAUGAUGCGUAUCGGAACAAUCAUCCACAACAUCGAGAUGAACCCAGGGCAAGGCGCAAAGAUGGUCCGAGCUGCAGGAACCAACGCCAAGAUCCUAAAGGAGCCUGCUUCAGGGAAAUGCUUGAUAAAGCUUCCGUCAGGGAACACCAAGUGGAUCAACGCCAGAUGUCGUGCUACGAUUGGCACAGUGUCGAACCCGUCUCAUGGAACGAAGAAGCUAUAUAAAGCAGGACAGAGUAGGUGGUUAGGGAUAAGGCCCAAAGUUAGAGGAGUGGCGAUGAAUCCGUGUGAUCAUCCACACGGUGGAGGUGAAGGAAAAAGCAAAAGUAGUGGAAGCAGAGGAAGGACAUCGGUUAGUCCGUGGGGGAAACCGUGUAAAGGCGGUUACAAAUCAGCUAGUGUCAAGAAGAAGAAGAAGCGUUUGGCAGAAGCAGCAGCCAAAAUGUGAUAUGGGUGAACAAGUUACCAUUUUCUUCUUCAAAUGCUUCUUUCUUUGAAAAAGCCUCAAGGUUUUGUGACGUUAUUGAAUCUGUUUUUUGAGAGUUUUAGGCUUCAUGAAAUUGGAGGAUCUUUUAUCAGUUAAGAAUAAAUAUGGUUACGUGUU
Molecule: messenger RNA, 1898 nt
Organism: Arabidopsis arenosa
Lineage: Eukaryota; Viridiplantae; Streptophyta; Magnoliopsida; Brassicales; Brassicaceae
Source: the annotation of a GenBank genome assembly